Symbiodinium sp. CCMP2592 is the source of this 7257-nucleotide messenger RNA. The record is from the annotation of a GenBank genome assembly. Lineage: Eukaryota; Dinophyceae; Suessiales; Symbiodiniaceae.
AUGGCAACGCCGGGGUCCACAGCAGCAGGCCCCAGCGGUGCGCCGCAGCUGCGAAGGCAAAAGUCUUGGCUGAAGAAGGUCUGCGGCGUGGCGCUUCUUCCUUGCGAGGAAGAGUUCGCUCCGUUGCUGGAGAGGCACGAUGCCUGCAAGCGAGCUGGGGAUCAGCCCGGAGCGCAGGCUGCCGAGCUGGCGAUUCUGCAAGCCCAUCCUUUCGUCAUUCAAAAGUCCAAGGAGGUCUCCGCAGAAGCCCUGGCACCUGGCGUCACUGCGAGGGCGGAGAACUUCCGGCUCUGCGUGCCCAAAUUUUCGAAGUGGUUGAAAUCUUCGGACGGAAAGCGUUUCGAAGCGAGGGGCAAGGGCUUCGACGACGGCGUGUACCUGACCUCCGCGCUACUCCGGAAGUUUCUUCCCCGCGGCUACACCCACUUCUGCUUCUGCAAGGAGGGAGCGGAGGUGAACGUGGUGCUCCGGGGCUUCUUCAAGUUCACAGGCUUGACAGUUGCCGAUGAGGACGAGGAGUCCAAUGUGACGGCCGAAGCACAUUCCUUCCUCUUCCACGGGUAUACCAUGGAGGAUGCCCAGCGCUUCUGUGUCACAACGAAAAGCAACGGAGAAAACGGGAAGUACACUUUCCGUAAGAUUUUUGGAGACUGGUAUGCCUUUGCCGGGUCAAAAAACACCGGCAACGCCUGGAAGCUCGGUGCGGAUGUCAGCAAGUUGUAUCCCGUGCCCCACCUCGAUCCGGUCGGGCGCGUCGGACCCCAGAUUGCGGCGUAUGUUGACAGCGCCGUCUCGGAGAUGCCAGAAACAGCGAGGGAGGCGUUCCUGGAGAUGGUCCACCAGAAAGAGGUGACGGUGAUGGUGGAACAAAACGACGAGAAGCACGAGCACAUCUUUCCAAUCGAGCGCUCCUGGAUGGAUCACGUCGCCAUCCUUUCCUCAGAUGGCUUUCCGUGGUCGCAGCACGAAGCGUUCGCCGUCUUCGACCAGUACGGCCUGCGGCGUGUGGCGCUGGACAUCUACACGGACAUGGGGAAGUUGAGCUCAACGAUGGAUGCCAUCCGGGGUGAGGUGGAUGGCGAGAUUUACAGAGUUCCUUCGGACUACUGCUCAUCGUGGGGCAACGGGGAUGGACAGGAUGCUAGAGCUACCAUUACAGCCUUCUCACCCACCGGUGCCUUUGUCGUGGACGACUGCUCGACCUCAGGAGUGAAAGGGCGUCAUGGAAUAAUAAUGGGUUUCAAAGAGGACUACCACAAGGCCCUGGCGUAUCCGCAGGAAGUCCUGCUCAAGUACCUGCACAAUCCAGUGUUCCACAAGGCCCUGGCGUAUCCGCAGGAAGUCAUGCCCAAGUACCUGCACAAUCCAGUGUUCCACAAGGCCCUGGCGUAUCCGCAGGAAGUCAUGCCCAAGUACCUGCACAAUCCAGUGUUCCACAAGGCCCUGGCGUAUCCGCAGGAAGUCAUGCUCAAGUACCGGCACAAUCCAGUGUUCCACAAGGCCCUGGCGUAUCCGCAGGAAGUCAGCCUCAAGUACCCGCACAAUCCAGUGUUCCACAAGGCCCUGGCGUAUCCGCAGGAAGUCAGCCUCAAGUACCGGCACAAUCCAACGUACCACAAGCAGUGGUUGGGAAGUCCACAGACUCAGGACCAGAUGGCGUUGUUGGCAGGAGGGAUGGCGCAGUUGCAGCAGGCCAUGUUGAAGCAGAUGACGGUCAACAAGGACGAGGAUAAGUCUCCUGAAGCAGUAAAACCGGGAGUUUCGCAGCUGCCAUCGUUGCCCCAGGUGAAGGCAGAGUCCAGUUCGAUUGACAUAGCGGAUUGGAUGGAGAUGCUGGCGGCUCCAAUGUCAGACUUGAGCGACGGGUCAGCAGCUUGGUGGAGAAAGGUUUGCGAGCAGGCUACGUUGGCUUACCAGGCCUGGACUGAUGCGGGUCCAAUGGAGCGAUUGGCCAUAGCUCCACCGAAGGACCCUUCGUUGGAGGAUGGUAGGUGGGGACGAGUGAACAGCAGAGCGGCUUCGAUGAUAUUGUUGGCCCUUCACGAGAAUGUUCGCUCUGAGAUGGUUGCGCGACGACUCACAGGGUCAACAGUCUCGCUCCUCUUUCGCCUUAUGACCCUCUAUCAACCUGGAGGUGAAGCUGAACGCUCGCGGAUCUUGAACAACUUGCAGAACCCGCCGGAGGAGACGGAACCCCAGAAGAUUGUUGAAGCUUUGAGGUCGUGGGAUAGAUGGCUGCGUCGUUGCAAAGAGCUGAGUUUGGCUACCCCAGAUCCAACAAUCUUGGCACGUGGCUUGAACAAAAUGGUUCGAAAGCUUGUGGAGCAGAACGCCGACAUGGGCUUCAGGACAAACCUGGUGCGCUCCACACUUCAGGUGGACACUCGGCCUUCCUACACCAGCAUCGACACCUACUACAAGCACCUGAUGGGUGAAUGCGAGGCGUUAGCUGUAGCAACCUCUUCUUUGUCAACGCAGGCCUUGAGCUCUACCUCAACCAGACCUGAGCCAAAAAUAAAGCCGAUGCGAACGGAGAUGAGGAAUGGGAACUACAACACCCCUCCUCCUCCACCAAAGCCGCCGUCGACCCCUUCUACGUCGCCAACCAAUGAUGGUGCGGAGUCUCAGCGCUCCAAUGGUGAAAAGAAGGAUGUCCCGUGCAAGUUCUUUGGAAGGACGUUUCGAGGGUGUGCAAGGGUGAACAAGUGUCCGGUUCUUCACUCGUGGGAUGGACUUGAAAAAGAACGCCCAUCAAGAUGCCUGGCUUGUGGAGGCAAGCAUAUGGCAAAGGACUGUCCCAAUAAAAAGGGAACCCCGCCGUCAUCUACGACAACACCCCGCACGGCUAACAAGGCAGCUGGAGAACAAGGCGGACCCACUUCAACAACACCUACCACAACCAAGACGGUGAGAAUUGAUGAUAAGCCCCAGGUUGAAGGAGGUGGUGGGGAAACGACCGCGUCAGCUACGACUACCAAUGACCUCAAGGAAGUGCUUGCGGAUGUGGGAAAGAUGCUUAAGGCGAUGACUUCAGUGACUACAAUCAAGCGGGCAGAGGUCAAGGACGAUCCCUUGUUGGUUAAGAUAAAGGUGUUAGCGGCUAAGUUUGGCUAUGAGGAUGAAGAUGAAGGUGGCGGCCUCCUGGACGGUGGUGCCUCACAUCCGAUGCGGGCAGCUACCGAAGCCGAGUAUGAAAGAAGCAUUCCGGUGAAGGUGACGUUAGCCGGUGAGGAGGAGCGUGUUCUACGACAAAAUGGUCAGGGCACUGUUCUCUUGAAGCCAGGAGAAGCGGAAAACUCCCAGCCGAUCGUUCCAUUGGGAGCUGUCAUAAGAGACCUGGGCUGCCGCUUGCAAUGGAAGGAGGAUGGAAUCAAGCUCUUCCACCCGGACCGCGGGCAGGUGAAGAUCAGAAUCCGGAACAAUUGCCCGGAGGUGAGCACAGCAGAAGCUCAUCGCCUGAUUAAGGAGUUGGAGAUGGUUCAGCUGAAGACGCUCAAUGAUCAGGUUUCUUCCCUCUCGGCGAGAUUGGAGGUUUUGCAGAAGGAGGAGAAGCGCACUUGGGAUCAGCUCCUGAAGGACUUCAUGGAAUGUGGAGAUCGCGGACUACUUCAUAGAGCUCUCCUUCUUUCCCCGUUCACCAAGGACCUUCCGGCGGAUGUGCAAGCUAUGAUGGUUGCCAGCUUCAAGGUGGAGGGCGGUGAUGAAUACCUAAGGAAGCUACCUUUCUCGAGGAGGAAGCGACGGUUGCUACAAGCUUCAAAUGACUGGGUUGUGAAGUUGUUCCACGGCAAGAGCGAGGAGAAUAGCAACUUUGAGAGGAUUAUCUCCCGAGGAGGAAAGGUUAUCCUGGAGGUGGACGUGGCGAACUCGAGGGCAAUGGAUUUGCAUGGAGCGUCUCCGGUCUACCAACUUCUACUGUGGGCGGCUGCGAAAGGAAAGAUUGCUGACGUGAUCGGCAGUCCCCCGGAAACUACAUGGACUACCUCCUUGACACCAACGAGGGGACCAAAAGCGAUCCACCAACGGACCAAGGACUUUCCGUUCGGAGUGCCGGGACUUUCUGUACUACAACAGCAGCGCUUGGACCAAGACACGGCAUGCGUGGCAAAGCAGCUUUUGUUGUGGAUGUGCGCCAUGAUGAAGAGUAAAAGGAAUGUGGGAUUUGCCUUGGAGUUCCCCGCGGAUGUUGUUCCAAUGAGAGAGGAGGAGAAGGACUACCUUUCGUUUUGGAAGACUGAGAUGUGGAAGUCUUUCAAGUCAGUGAGCGGAAUGGCUAAGGCUACCUUCAACCAAGGAGCAGUGGGACAUCAAGCACUACGACCCACCACAAUAGCUACGAACUAUCCUGAAGUUUUGGAGUUAGAUGGUGAUUUCGACUUCGGGAGCCAUUGUGUGCCUACAUCGCUGCUGGACCGAGCGUCUUUGAGAAGAUGGUCUUUACAGCUGGAGCUCAUGGUGGCAAGGGCUGCAGUGAACUACGUUCCUUCUCCAGAGACUGAGGAGGAGGAGGCGAUUAACUGUGGAGCAAGGAUGAGUAAGUUGACCAAGGACCAAAAGGACGCCUGGACCUUGCACCUCUUGAACGACCACCAGCCAUAUCGAGCAGAUUGCUCAGUAUGUUUGAACGCCCAGGCAACCGGCUACCAACAUCGUCGACGAAAACAACCACAACUAUACGCCCUGGCGCUGGACCUUGCAGGUCCUUACAAGGUUAAGGGUCGUGACAUGGACUUUGACGAUUACAAGUACAUCAUGGUUGCAGCUUAUAAGUGCCCCAAGGAGUACCUGGAUGCUAAGACGCUUGAGGCGAUGGAAAAGGAGUUCUCCGUUGAUGAGUACGAGCCCUCCGAUGGUGAAGGGGAGUUUGGGAUGAUUGAGGACGAGAAGGGGUUGAUGGAAUCGGCUUCCGGAGGUGAAGAGGAAGCUCAUGGUGAUCCAGAGGGUCCACCUACACUUGAUGAGGCAGUGGAGGAGCUGACAGAGACCCCUGAGUGCAUCACAAUGUACAUCACUAGGCCUUUGAGGAGGAGAACCAAGAAUGAAGUUUUGCGAGCUUCGAAGGAAAUCCUUUUGCAGUUGAAGCAGACGGGCCUCCAUGUUGCUACAGUGCACACCGACCGGGCUCGGGAGUUUUCUUCGGUCAUCUACAAGGACUGGAUCGCCGACAAUGGCCUUCGUCACUCACGGACAGCAGGAGGAGACCCGGCGGGCAACAGUACGGCUGAGCUUGGAGUUAAGUGGGCAAAGUCGAGGGUGAGGGCAUUGUUGAAGGCAGCGCAGGCGGAUGCCCGAGAUUGGCCUAUGGCAGUGCAACAUGCGACUUCUACGGCUUGGCCGGAGGCUUUCCCAUACACCCCGAGUACAAGGACGCCAGCAACUCCCUUUGGAAAUGAAGUUUGGUUCCGUUCAAAGAACUACAAGGGCACUGGAGAGAAGAAGCAUGAUCCUACCGGGGCGCGGUGGAAAAGAGGAUGGUACCGAGGACCCUCUUACGAUGUGAACCGGGGCCAUAUUAUCCUUCGAGAAGAUGGAGGCCUCACGAUAGCCAAAAGUGUGAAGUUCAACGUUGUGGACCCGUCAAAGGACCUACCUGAUCUACUACCACCUGGAAUGGCAGAGGAUCUACUUCCAGAACCAGAAGGAAGCGAUGUGUUGGUGCCUAAGAGGACCUUGGAAAGUGAAAUUGAGUUUAUUGCAAAGAUGCUCCUUGGAAAGGGUGCGUUCAAACCUACGGACGUGAUGUACCUCUUCGAAAAGCUUGAGGAGCUGGGCAAUACCGAUUUUCGGGUCGGAAAGAAAACUCCUAUGACAAGUUGGUACACGGGAGCCUUCGUUCAUGGCGGUGUGGCCGGUCUACGAACCAAUGCAAGAAGGUUUCCGAAUGCUACAAAGUACUUGGUCGCCUACGCCAAGGAUAAGGUUGGUGAUGGGGAGUUUACAGCCAUUGGACUUACCAGGAACUCUGCGCUAGGUCUACAUCGUGACGUUCACAACAGUCGAUGUUCUACGAACACAGUUCUUCCUGUGACUGAGUUUGAAGGGGGAGGACUUUGGAUAGAAGAUGAUGAUGUUGAUGCAGAGGACGCAGUUCUCAAGGCUGUCCCAAAGAAGGGUGAGGUGAAGGGACGCGUGCAAGAGCUACAAGGUGGCAAUCCUGUGAGCUUCAAGCCGAAUUUGUGGCACGAGGUUCAACCAUGGAAGGGCGAGCGUGUUGUGAUGUUGCUUUACACACCUCGAGCUUCAAGGUUAAAGCCAGCUGAGAUUGAGGAGCUCAACGAUUUGGGUUUCAAACUGGCAACGGGAGCAUCGACUGAACCCGAACCAGAGGUUCAGGAGGAGUGCGAACAGGACGAUGACAUUGAGAUCAAGCGAGCGUUCCUGAACACCGACAAAGAUCAAGAUGAUGCGUUUGUGGAGCUUGAGGAUGAUGAGUUGUUCUCGGGAGUGGACGUGAAGAACAAACCGUGGCAACGAGUUCCUGAUGCAGAAGGUCAAGUUCGACUACGGAAGAUGAUUAAGAAGUCCGAGGUCCAGUAUACUGAAGGGAUCGAGGAGAUUCUUCAACACCACAUUGAUAAAGCCAAGCCUUUGGAGGUGACCCACACCGUGAGCCUAAGCGAAGUUCGAAGGGCAAAGGACAAGUGGCUUCCCUCGGCCAAGAAGGAGUACGACAACCUAGUGGAAGGAAAAAAGGCUUUCAAGCCAACAAAGUUCAAGGACCUCCCUGCUGGAUGCCGCAUUGUUCCCUGCAAAGGGGUUUUUACAGUGAAGCCAGAUCCUCAAGCGGGCUUCAAGCGCAAAACGCGCUUUGUUGCAUGUGGGAACUACCUGGAGGAGGGUGAGCUCACUGGGAAUGACUUUGAGGUCUAUGCUGCAGGCUUGGAUGCUUCUUCACUGCGAACCAUGCUGGCGUAUCGGACUACUAAGCCUACGUGGGGAGCUGGUGUGACGGAUAUAAGACAAGCUUUUGUGCUGGCGCCAUGGAUUGGGAAGGCUGUGGCACUUAAGCCACCACCCUUGGCGGUGGAAUUGGGAUUGGCGGAGGAAGACGACUACUGGCUAGUCCUUCAGUCCAUCUACGGACUAAGGGAAUCCCCAGCCGCAUGGGCAAACUUCCGCGACAAGGAGCUCGAGGCUGCACGAUGGGAAUGCCAGGUGGAAGGGAAACCCACAGUGUUGAAGCUUCAGCAGUUGGUCUCCGACAAUCAAGUGUGGAAGGUUGUGCGUGCUGAUGGCCAGGGUUCAGAGCUGGGCUAA